This is a messenger RNA of Thlaspi arvense, 1030 nucleotides long. The record is from the annotation of a GenBank genome assembly. Lineage: Eukaryota; Viridiplantae; Streptophyta; Magnoliopsida; Brassicales; Brassicaceae.
AUGAAAAAAGGCAUGAAGCAGUCGUCAUGGGGUUGCACGAUCUUUAUCCAAUUAUCUCUCUGUCUCGUCGUCUAUGUGUGUUUGGGUCACCCAUUCUUCUUCUCUAGUAACGACGGUGACGGUGACAAUGCCGGAGCUCUAGAUCUCCACUUCAUCUCUGUCUCCGGAGGUUUCAGGGAUCUUCAUCCUCAAACUCGCCUUCUCCGAUUGAUGGAGAGAGUUGCAGAAACGUACAAUGCGAAAUUUGUGGUGAGCACAAGCGAACAUGGAGAAGAAGACCCACUCCUGCAAAAUGCUACUCGAAUCUCAUCUAAACUGAAACUUCCAUGGUACACUAGGAAGAUAGGCUCUGGAAGUUCGAGAGAGCAGAUCAAAUUUCCUUUUGGUGGAUCCUUGGAUGUUGUUUUCGUAGGCACUGGCUCGUUACAGAAGGAAGUGCUCGGUGGCUCGAUGAUCAGUCAAUUGAAAGGGCUGACAAAGAUUCUAAAAGCAGCAAAUGGAGACUGGCGUAUUGUGGUUGGAUCAGAUCCAUUACUCGUCUAUACACUUACUAAGGAGCCGGAGGAAGCCAAGGGAGUCGCAGGGACAUUUCAUCAAAUCAUGACCAAGUAUGAAGUGAACUUAUAUAUAAGCGAGAAAGGCUGCACCAGCGACAAGAGCUUCUCCUCUUGCAUUACAGUUCCUAAUGUAUCAGAGAACAGAGGUUCAACGAAUGAUAGUAAAAGGGAAAUGGAAGAUGGGUUUCUUCUUCACAGAGUUAGCUUGUCAGAGUUUGUUACUUAUACUAUCAACUUAUCGGGACAAGUGAUCGACACAAGAUUAUUUAAGCAAAAGGGCAAAGAGACCAUCUGAGAUUAUGUUUUGGGUUUUUACUCCAUUGUUGUUGUAAAACUGUUAAAAAAGUUCAAUCAUUUGUUUAUUUCUUCAUUUAAUGACCAAAGUACCAUUUUACCGAUCCGAGUCGUCGGAGGGUGAAACUGGAAAUUGCAAGGUCGAGAAAUAUGGGUAGUAUAAAUUUCCCCAAAAAAAG